Messenger RNA from Mytilus trossulus (common blue mussel), 2287 nucleotides. RefSeq names its product coiled-coil domain-containing protein 177-like. The transcript has 18 exons. Bases 126 to 2078 code for a protein of 650 amino acids. Lineage: Eukaryota; Metazoa; Mollusca; Bivalvia; Mytilida; Mytilidae. The record is from RefSeq and is a predicted model, not a curated record.
CUUAUUUUGUCUCCUCAACGUCUUUGUUUAUAAAUGGCUGACAAGAAUUAGGGCAUUGCACGCUUCUUUCCUUUCUCAUCUGUAGAGUUCAUAUUGCAUUCUUUUCCGCUUGGAAAGCCAAAGAAAUGUCUGAAGACCCAAAGAUUCACAUUGAUUUCUUCAACUUUGAAGACCCUGUGUAUGAAGACAGUAAAUAUGUUUUGACAAGUCCUAGGUCACUUGAAGCAUGCGCUAAAGUUGGAGUAAAGCCAGUGGACAUUCUGUACAAGCCUUUAACUGAUUUCCAGGAAGAACUUUUACCUCAAGACAUCCCACUAAGAACCAUUUACAAUAUAUAUGAUGAACAUGAGCAAGAAAGACAGAGAGUACUUAAAUUAUGUAAAGAAGAAAGGAAGAAACUUGUUGAUGGAGAAGGUACCACUAAAAAAACAGCAAGGAGGAAGCUAGGCUUAAACUCUUCUUCACAAAAGACAGGCACAGCAACCCAAAGAAGAUCUAGAACACCAAACAGAUCGAAAAUUACCAGUACUAGGUCUAAAUCAGAGGAGGAGAAAACAAAAAGCAGUCUUCAAAGAACAAGAACAGCCUGGGCAACAUCCAUUGGUCAUAAACGAGUUACUAAUGAUGAGUUGAAUAACAGGGUAAAAGAACUGCAUGAAGAAAGCUUGAAAUUAAGAGAAGAAUUAUUGUCCAAGAAAGAAAAAAGAAAUAGGCAAAGUCCAAAACCUCGGCCCAAAUCAACACCAAUAAGAAGAUCAAGAAGCACAUCUAGUUUGGUGUCCAAUGGAAGUUCCUGUUUGUUAAAUAGAAGUACAAUUGAUAGUGCUCAGCCAAUAUCCAAUACUAGACUGAAGAAAACACUGAAUAAAUCUAUUGAUACCAGUCAUGUAGUAGUCACACCAAGGGACCAAAGAAUUUUAGAACUAAUGAUGACAAAGGGUGAACAGGAGAGAGCCACAAACCGUGACAGAUUUAUAGCUGAUCUGACCUGGGAACAUCAGAGAAAGAUAGAAGAAGAAUCCAGGGUACAGUCGGAAAUGAAAAGGCGCAGGAUGCUAGCAGAGGAGAAUAGAAUCAAAUUGUUAAAAAAGAUGGAAUCAGAGAAAAGAAGACAAAGGAGGGAAAAAUCUCAAUUAGAAAGAAAAGAACAGUCACUUCACCAAGCAAUGCAGAAAUGGGAUAUCUCAUCAAGAACUCAACAAAAACAAAAGGAUCUUCAAAUAAAGGAAAGAAAAGACAAAGAACAGUUAAAGAGGAGAAUACAGACCAGUAACAAAAAAGUUAAAACAAGAGAUGAGUUAGAAAUGAAAGACCUGAUGGUACAACAGCAAGAUUUUGAAAUAAAAUCAGUAGCUCAGAGGAAACAGGAUAGGCUAUUAAGAGAUAGUUUAAUGAAAAUGUUGCAUAAUAGGAAAGAGAGAGAUCAGUUUGAAAGUCGUCAUACGGUUGUAGAGAAAGAGUCGAGGGAAAAUCGAAAAGACUUAGAAAAGGAUGCACACAUAAGAAUGACAGAAUCUGAAAGGAAAUAUCAAGAUGUAUUACAACAGAGAGACAUACAGAUAAAUCUUAAUAAAUUAGAAAGACAGAAGAAACAAGCCAUUGUAAGAACUUCUCAACAUAAAAUGGAGGAAGAACUGGAGGAUUGGAGAGAAAAUGUAAUGAACAAAAGAAAAGCGUUGAUGCUGUCUGCUCAGACGGAGCGACAAGCCAGUGAAAGUGCCAUCAAAGCAAUAGAACAUAAAGCAUUAAAGGCUCAUGAUGAUCGUGUGAACAGAGAGAAAAUACAACAAAGAAACAUACAAAAGAUACAGGAUGAAGUUGAAGCCUGGAAACAAGAAACAGAGGAUUAUAUAGCAGUUAAAGACAGAAAAAUACAGACAGCCCAACAAGAAAAAGAUACCACUAUAUUACAGUCAAGGUUUGUAGCAAGUCAGUCAUCACAACUAAGAGACGAACUUAAAGAAAGAUAUGGUGGAGAAAGCUUCGACAAGAAAGUAUUACGGGCAGAACUAUUUAACAAAUUAGGAUUAGCUUAUACCAAACCAGUAACAACAUCGAAGUCAUGUAAAAAACGAUAGUGUUAUAGUAUAGUAGUUAGUUUAUAAUUAAAUUAUAAGUACAGAUCUUGAUUUGAUUACAAGAAAGGUUUUUGUGUGAAGUUAUAGGCAUGCCAAUUUAAAGCAAUGAUUGGUAGGGUAACAGUAUUUCCCACAGAAAACAUUUUUUGUUUAAAGGUGAAGUAGAUGUAUAGAUUUAACAAAAGCAAAUCUGAUUAUCCAAAACAAAA